Molecule: messenger RNA, 3059 nt
Organism: Wasmannia auropunctata (little fire ant)
Lineage: Eukaryota; Metazoa; Arthropoda; Insecta; Hymenoptera; Formicidae
Exons: 10
Coding region: 442-2220 (592 amino acids)
Molecular function (GO): zinc ion binding
Source: RefSeq, a predicted model, not a curated record
AAUUGCCAGGCGUUGCGUUUGCGUAAUCGACAAUUGUUUCUCGAGAAUUCGUCGUGUCGAUGGGGUCUCGCUGACCUCAUCAUCCAGGUACGAGGGGACGUAUGUACUGUGUCGUCGUUAGGCGGUUUUCCCGAUAAUUAUUCGACAUGACUCUACGACCUCGCGAAUGAUCGCGUUCCCGUUCGGCGAUCGAGGUCAACGCGUAGCCGCGAAGCUCUCUCGCGUCGUGUGAUAUGGCAGCGUUGUUGCGUUGCGCAGAAGUGCGACAGCAGUGACAGCUGACCCUAAUGUGACGAUCUGGGGACUCGCGUCCUCGCGUACAUCUGUACUGACUUUGCACCCACGAGCCCCACAUAACGCACUUAGACGCGCUGGAUCGUACGGAGGCGACAGAGUUUUCUAGAGGGCUGUACUGGAGCAGUUGCUCUGUAUUUAGCGAUCAUGGAACAGGUGAUCGCGCUGAGUACACAAAAUCCAUUGUCCUUAUUGGUUAAAUUUGGUAUGAUGGCUUGGAACAACAGCUGCGGGAACGACAACUGCUCCGGCCAUGGGGAAUGCCACAACGGGACCUGUCUGUGCGAGAUUCAAUUCGACGGGCCGGAAUGUCAUAUCCCGAAUCUAAGUUACUACAUCGCCUUCGCCACGAUUUUUUUCGUACUGGCUCUCGUCUGUUUGAUACAGCUUGUCAUGUGCAUCGUCGCCGAGUGGCAGCGAAUGAAGGCGCCGUCAUUUCUGCGAGCGUGCAGGGUCACUAAUCAAAAAGUGUUGUACUUUGUGGUUUUCCUCGCGUCGAUGAUACGAGGGGCAUACUUUACCUCGCCGACUGCUUUCAAGGAGGGUUGGUCCAGGAGUUUGCUGUCGGCAUAUUAUCCAUUGCUCUUGAGUGGAUCAUCGUUGAUCGUUUGUUUCUGGGCCGAAGUGGUUCAUCUAAGGGAUAUUCGCUGGGACAAACCUCAAUUUUUGUCAAAAUCUUUUCUGGCCUUUGUUGUCUUCAACAUAAUAACAUAUUCCCUCUUGCUGGCGGAAUUUAUCACGGCCAAGACUUAUUCGCAAGUAGAUCAAAGUUUUUAUACCCAUGUAUUCAACGGUUGUUAUGCAGUGCUUCUGUUCAUCGUAGUGGUCUUCUUCUUGAUAUAUGGAGUGGAAGUAUUUUUCAAAGUCCGCGGUGGAUUCCUAAAUGAAUAUCACGUUGCUUCCAUUGCAACAAACAAACGUGUAGCUGAUACAACGAAAGUCCACGCUGAGGAGCAAGUAACGGCGAAGUUGUUCGAUCCAGGUCCAUCCACGUCCACAGCGGAUCCCGUGCACAUGCAACAAGUGAAUACGUCCCAGUUACAUCAGUCAAGAUUUGGACUACUCUCUCAAGCAUUCAUGCUGUUUAUCGUAGUUGGUUUUCUGUUCAGCGAGACCCUCAGCGAAUUUUGGAAAACAAAGGUGCCGUUGUACAGCAGGAAUUGGCAUGACGUUGUAUUUCGUGUUAUCGAAGUUGGCGUAGCGCUGUGGUUCCCUUGCGUUUUAUGGAAUUGUAUGAGUCCAGAGCAAUUAUGGAUCCUAAAUCCAAAGCGUAUAUUGAAGAGACUGGAUCUCGACCAAGGGAAGCACAUAAAGGAAAUUGAAUUGCAAGAAAAGGGCGCGUCUCAAGACACCGCGUUUCUCUCUACGGACACGACAUCAAUUAAUAACAAGGAUUGUUGGAUUUGCUACGAUAGCGAGAGGCAGGAUGCUGGUCCAUUGAUACAACCGUGCCAUUGUAGAGGCGAUGUUAGUGCCGUACAUCACGAUUGUUUGCGUCGUUGGCUCGUUGAGAGUUCUCUAAAUGCCGACAGUCUGGUUUGUAAAGUGUGCAAUACGAAGUAUAAUGUUGAACAUGCCAGCCGAUUGGAUUGGCAAAACAGUUUGACCCCGCGUCAUUGUCUACAAACUAUUGCUAUUGUUACCACGAUGUGCGCGUCUUCUGCCGCCGCUUGGAUAGUUAUCCAACUCGUGGAAGGGCCCAUCAUCAGAAUGCUCGCAGCCGGAACUGCAUUACUGAUUAUGUACGUUUGCAUAAGAUUCUUGAGCUUGAAUACCGUCGUAGCGUAUCAACGGGCCAAAAUCUCGUCGUUAAAUAUUGUUAACAGUGAUAGCGAGAGUAGUAUCAAUAGUGGGACCGCACACGUCGCUACAAUUAGUCAUACGAUUUCGGUGGACCUGACGAAAUCGGACACGGCUACGAUAUAAAUCUAUACUUGCCAUUGUGUUGCGAACACAAAUAUCUUCCUAUUUGAAGUAGAAAGAUUCAAAAUAGGAAAAAUAGGUAAUAGAAUAAUGUGGAUGUGUACGCUCUUCGAGCGUAUGUAAUGUACAAAGCGACGAUGAUUGAGAUACAGUAUGUUUCCACUCGGAGUUCUUAUGUGCUUUUUAUAAAGUAACGAAGUUAUUUUAUAGAGCACGAAAUGAGAAGUCUGAGACGAGAUAUACUGUAUCUAUAUUUUCACGAUAGGUUUAGAACAGUUGCCAAACUUCCAUAUUUUACUUCUUCUGAGUAUGUCAUUGUAUGACAUUCAUAUAUUCAUGUUUUCAUUAUAGAUACCCGUUAUAUCGUACAUAACUUAUGUAUAAUUUAUAUGUUUACAAGGUAUCGCAGAACGAACGAGACGUGUUGUAAUUUCAGUUACUUCGUUCUGUUGGAGACCGCGUUAAUAAUACAUUGUAUUUCAUACCUACGUAUAAUCAGUAAAAAAUUUGAAAUCAAGUGUUUCAAAAUUGCUGUGAGAAUUGGGUUAUAAAAAGUAUAUCAGUAGUAUAAAUAAUCGCUAUUUAAAAAUAUAAUACAGUUUUCAAACAUAGAUACGAACAUAAUGUCAUUGGUGCAAUUUAUCGAUUAGUAAUAAAUGCUAAUACUUGCUAGUAAAUUAUUAAACGUAAUUACAAAAUUACGUUAAUUUAAUAAUUUACUGGCAAGUAUUGAAUAUUUAAAAAAAAUAUGUAGGAGUAUUGUCCUAAAUAUAGUAGUCACGUAUAAAUUAAGAUAAGAAAAUUAAGAUGUAGAAAAUAGAUUUUUCAGUAAUUGAAUGCCA